This is a messenger RNA of Marchantia polymorpha subsp. ruderalis, 1677 nucleotides long. The record is from the annotation of a GenBank genome assembly. NCBI's taxonomy places the organism in Eukaryota, Viridiplantae, Streptophyta, Marchantiopsida, Marchantiales, Marchantiaceae.
UCGCCCCUGCAGCCUUCGAGCAGUGUCCCUGCGUGCAAGGGGCACGCAGCCAUGAGCGCUCGCAGAGCGUAAGCGCAGCUCGAACGCUCACUCCCGUGUCGCUGGGCUCGGCUUCGCUCCGCUCAUGAUACGCUCAUGGCUACCGGGGCUCACAGGAUUGCCUACAGCUGCCACCAUCGCCCCGAAUUCGCCACCUCCACUUCUUCGUGCCUGUCCUCGUCUUGCGCAUCUCGACGGAGGUUUGCUCCGGUGAAUGCAAGCUAUCGCAUUCUCGGACUCGAGAGAUUUUCUGCAGGGAGGGUUUCCAAGCCCAUCGGAGGCGCAUUUCUCAAGCCUUUGCAGACAAGGAGCGCGAAGGUAAGGGCGGGCAACGAUGGUGAGAGUAGCGGCAGCUCAUCCGGGGACGGAGGAAAGAGCAGGGACGACGAGUCAGGGCAGGCGGCAGGAGAGGACAGCGAGAUUGAUGACGCAGAGGAGAUUAGGGAGAUCAGGGACGAAAUUCGGAGCGAGCUGAAUCCUGAGGAAGCUGCUGGAGCAUCAUCAUCGCAGCGGGCGUCGACGGGAGAUUCUCGAUUCUGGGGCAAAUGGUGGGGGAGAGUGCGGCGGCAAAUCGACGAUGCGGCAGAGGAGGAUGCGGAAGGGCCCAGUAACAAUGGUGAUGAUGGUUCUGACAGCGAAGACGAAGACGACGACGAAGGGGACGGUGUCCGACUGAAGCAGGAAGAGGAAGAAGUCGUCAAUUCCGUCGAGGAAGAUGCUCCCGCAGCGGAACCAGCGAAGGCAGGGUUUUGGAGCAGAUUAUGGAGGCGAAGGCCCGACGCCACAGCCUCAGCAGAUGUCGACCCAGAAACUAGUAAAGAUGACGAAUUGCUGCUGCGCGACUUGGAGAAUCUGCAGUUCCAGUGGAAGGAAUUGCUGGAACCGAGUGUGGAGAAUGUGCUAGCACUGGCUUUGACAGCUGUUCUGGCAUUCGCAGGAGUGCAGAUUAUUUGGCAGAUGGUUGUGGUCGCAACCGCCAUCACCCUCUCUGCUCUCAAGUACACAGUUCUGGCCGCCAUUAUCGUGGGGCUCCUCAUAUUUCUACUCUGAUGAUCCAUCCGUAGGUUGCGUUAGCUUCCUUCAACCCUUCCUUUCAUUUCAGCUCCAGCAAGAAAAAAGCCCUUUGCAGAUCAAGCGCGGAGACAGCUGUGCCUUGAAGACAUCCACCACCAGUAUCAUUUUUGUCCUUAACGGGGCCUUGCUCAUUCAUCCAUUAUUCUGUCACUGAAUUCAGUCAAUUUUGUUUUUCUAUCGGUGAAUCUAACCACCGCCAAUUAGGUCACUUGAACCUCAUAUGAUUUGUACAUCUAAUCUCAAUAUUCCUUCGUCGCGGACGAAGAUGUACCAUAGAGUGUAAUUCUGCCCAAUUUUGUCCCUGGAAUCAUCCUCCUACACAAAAUGUUUGGAACAGAGGUGGUACAAGCGUAUGCUCGGGUAUAUCAUGCAGGCUUGGUGGAGCUGCUCUGCGGGAUAUCAAGUAGUGUACAGGCCGAGGAUAUGUUGACUUGAAAGUAUCACCAUAUAGACAAAAUUAAUCUUUGAUCGGUGUUGUCUAUUUGGUAUUUAGCGCAGAAUGCAAUAAACCCGAGUUUUAUCCUCGGAUCAUCUCGAGCAAGCUGAGCACGAGAUGUUUUGUGC